Theobroma umbraticum is the source of this 552-nucleotide messenger RNA. It is a transcript of the gene MLO15, whose product is annotated as Seven transmembrane MLO family protein. The record is from RefSeq and is a predicted model, not a curated record. Gene Ontology annotation, cellular component: membrane. Lineage: Eukaryota; Viridiplantae; Streptophyta; Magnoliopsida; Malvales; Malvaceae. Gene Ontology annotation, biological process: defense response.
AUGGGGCUACCUUGUCCGGCGAGGAGUGGGCUGCUUUGCCCGAUUGUUGAAGAUCAUUUUCUUCCGGAUUUCCUCUUGAAGUCCGGUUGGCACGCAUAUUUUUGGAUAGCAUUCAUUCCCUUCAUUCUUUUACUUGCUGUUGGCACUAAGUUGCAGCAUGUGAUCACACAGUUGGCUCACGAGGUCGCUGAAAAGCAUGUAGCAAUUGAAGGGUUUAGGGUAGUCCAACCUUCUGAUGAUCACUUCUGGUUCCGCAGGCAAAUCGGUCUACUUCUUAUUCAUAUCAUCCUACUCCAAAAUUCUUUUGAAUUGGCAUGUUUCUUUUGGAUACAGGUGCAAUAUCAUUUUGACUCUAGCAUCAUGGGAGAAGUAGGUUACGUUAUUCCUAGACUCUUCAUUCUUAAAUAGGGUAUCUUUCAGUUUCUCAGCAGUUACAGUACUCUGCCACUCUAUGCAAUCGUCACAGAGAUGGGGAGUAGCUUCAAAAAGGCAAUAAUUGAAGAACAUGUUCAAGAGGGCAUUGCCGUUUGGGCUCGACGGGCAAAGAGUUAG